UUCAUUCUUCCCAUUCUAUUCCCAAAUCUCAACUUCACAACGACAACGUUUUGUAACAUAUCUACAAACAUGCUCUCCUCCUUGUCCUUUCCCGCGUCUCUCUCCGCCGCUAACCUCACCGGCAACGCCGUGGCUCCACCACCGUGCCGCGUGAGAUCCCGGCCAAUAGUCGCCUUUGCCACCGCCACUGCCACCGCAACCGCCGAUGCUCGUUCUACCUGGACGGAGCAACCGAGGCCUUCGUAUCUGAACUCCUCUUGCUCUUCUCUCUACGAUGUUCUAGGCAUCCCCGCCGGCGCCUCCAACCAGGAGAUCAAGGCGGCGUACCGGCGAAUGGCCAGGCUCUGCCACCCUGACGUGGUGGCGAUCGACCGGAAGAACACAUCAGCGGACGAUUUCAUGAAGAUCCACGCCGCGUACUCUACCCUGUCAGAUCCAGACAAGCGUGCCAAUUACGACCGGAGCCUCUUCCGGCGACAACGGCCGUUGUCGACGGCGUCGAUGUUUUCCGGCUAUACGAGUCGGAACUGGGAAACGGACCAGUGCUGGUAGUGAAAGCCUCUUGGCUUAAUUAGAGUCUAGAAACGAGAGAAGGCGCAGUUAUUGAAGCGCCUUGCCUUGCC
Messenger RNA from Gastrolobium bilobum, 623 nucleotides. Its product is annotated as chaperone protein dnaJ 11, chloroplastic-like. The transcript has a single exon. Lineage: Eukaryota; Viridiplantae; Streptophyta; Magnoliopsida; Fabales; Fabaceae. The coding region runs from base 70 to 552 and encodes 160 amino acids. The record is from RefSeq and is a predicted model, not a curated record.